AUGUGCCUUAAUCAAAGAUCAAGAGAUCGCCUCACAAUCGAGCAAAAGUAUCGCACUAUUAGGCACAACAUGUGCUUUCCUAAUCUGACGCAAAUGCAACUCGGUCAAUGGGCUCAAAAGGAAUUCAACCUUCAUCACUCAAUCAAGAAAAAAACUGUAUCGAACCUCUUGAAUUCACAGGACAAGAUGACCAAAGCUUACGAGGGAGGAAAUUUGAAGGGAAAAAGCAGCAGAGCCUUGACAAUGCCGCAAUUGGACAAUGACAUUUUGGAGUACAUUCAAGCUAUGAAUGCAAAAUCACUUCCUGUCAAUCGUGGAACUAUUGCAGCUUUUGCAAAAGUAGUCGCACGCAGAAACUCAGUCAACUUAACAUCAUCUAUUGUUGUCGAAGAACUCAGAAAGAUUGAAGAAUUGUUGGAGCCAUAUGAUUCCAAGGAUAUUCUCAACUUUGAUGAAACUGGCUUAUACUACGAGCAACAACUAACUCGCGCCAUUUGUCAGGAACCUUUAGGUGGAUCAAAGAAAAGCAAGAACAGAUUCACAGUUGGACUAAUCACCAACUAUUAUGAUGGAUCCUAUAAAGGGCACCCCAUCGUAAUUGAGAAACGAAAGACACCAAAGGCAGCAAACAAAAAACCUGCUUUGUACAGAAGAACCACCAACAUCGGGCAAUCCCACUAUUAUGUGGAGUACCAUUCGUCUCACAAUGCAUGGAUGAACACCGACAUUUUUAGGAAGUAUAUCAAACGUUUGAAUGCAUCCUUCGUUUACGCCGGAAAAAGAUUUGCUCUCUUGGUGGACAAUGCAUCAGUGCAUAAAUUGAAAAAAGAAUUCAGCAACAUUAAGUUGAUUUUCCUUCCAGCAAAUGCAACAAGCAAGUUGCAGCCUUUGGAUGCCGGAAUCAUUGCGAACUUCAAGGCUCAAUUUCGUUGUUGGCACCAAUACUACAGGGCAGUGAACAAGUAUUUUGCCGGGUUAAGUCUCAAACAAUACAAAAUUGCAGGAUGUGAUGUACUCCCAUCUUUCGAGCUACCUUUAGACGAUGAUCUAGUAAGCCAAUUGAACGAAAUCAUCCCUGAACUUCCAGGAAAUAGAAGUAAUGAUGGGGCUCAAUUGGUAACUGAAGUAAACGACUUGGAUUUAAAUGCAGAGGAGUCUGAUGCAAUCGUUUUUAAUCCCGUGAAUGUUGAAUUUGAGGAUGGCGAUGAUGUUACCGAGGGAUCACAAGAGCUUGAGGUAGAGGAGGAACCAGAAGAGAUUUACGACGUUGACACGAAGGAAAUAAAGGAGAAGUUGAAGCAUGCGUAUGAAACUAUCUUGUACCAUACCAUCCCAAUAGAUGAAAAAGAAAAGUCCAUGUUGAAAACUAUCCGUAGGAAUCUGAACAAUAUCAGAUUGGAGGAAGUAGCAGAGAAAAAUCAAACAAAUUUACGUGAUUAUUUUGUUUAA
This is a messenger RNA of Mucor velutinosus, 1449 nucleotides long. RefSeq lists its product as uncharacterized. The transcript is spliced from 4 exons. Gene Ontology annotation, cellular component: nucleus. NCBI's taxonomy places the organism in Eukaryota, Fungi, Mucoromycota, Mucoromycetes, Mucorales, Mucoraceae. The coding region runs from base 1 to 1449 and encodes 482 amino acids. The record is from RefSeq and is a predicted model, not a curated record. Gene Ontology annotation, molecular function: DNA binding.